Balearica regulorum gibbericeps (East African grey crowned-crane) is the source of this 1150-nucleotide messenger RNA. NCBI's taxonomy places the organism in Eukaryota, Metazoa, Chordata, Aves, Gruiformes, Gruidae. The record is from RefSeq and is a predicted model, not a curated record.
CUGACGCUGGGUAAACCCUUGGGAGAAGGUUGCUUUGGGCAGGUUGUCAUGGCCGAAGCGGUGGGGAUUGACAAAGACAGGCCAAAAGAAGCGGUGACUGUGGCAGUGAAGAUGUUGAAAGAUGAUGCUACAGAAAAAGAUCUUUCUGACCUGGUGUCAGAGAUGGAGAUGAUGAAGAUGAUUGGGAAGCAUAAAAAUAUCAUCAAUCUCCUUGGAGCCUGUACCCAGGAUGGUCCAUUGUAUGUGAUAGUAGAAUACGCUUCCAAAGGAAACCUGCGUGAGUACCUGCGAGCACGCCGCCCCCCGGGGAUGGAGUAUUCGUUUGAUAUUAACAGGGUACCAGAGGAGCAGAUGACAUUCAAGGACUUGGUAUCGUGCACAUACCAGUUGGCAAGAGGCAUGGAGUACCUGGCUUCACAAAAAUGUAUCCAUCGAGACUUGGCUGCAAGAAAUGUUUUGGUAACGGAAAAUAAUGUCAUGAAAAUAGCAGACUUUGGUUUAGCCAGAGACAUCAACAAUAUAGAUUAUUAUAAAAAGACUACUAAUGGACGGCUUCCAGUAAAGUGGAUGGCUCCAGAAGCUCUGUUUGACAGAGUUUACACGCAUCAAAGUGACGUUUGGUCAUUUGGUGUGUUAAUGUGGGAGAUCUUCACGUUAGGAGGAUCGCCCUACCCAGGAAUCCCAGUAGAGGAACUCUUUAAGCUGCUUAAAGAAGGGCACCGAAUGGAUAAACCUGCCAACUGCACCAAUGAACUCUAUAUGAUGAUGAGAGAUUGCUGGCAUGCUGUGCCUUCACAGAGGCCGACGUUUAAACAGUUGGUAGAAGACUUGGAUCGGAUUCUCACUCUCACAACUAAUGAGGAGUAUCUGGACCUCAGUGGACCUCUCGAACAGUAUUCACCUAGCUACCCUGACACGAGGAGUUCGUGUUCUUCAGGUGAUGACUCCGUUUUUUCUCCCGAUCCAAUGCCUUAUGAACCCUGUCUUCCCAAGUACCAACACAUGAAUGGAAGUGUUAAAACAUGAGAAGAAAUCGUACAGAGGAAGAAAAAAACCAAGAACAUCAAGCUACCUACCAUAUACAAAACAAAAUCUUUUCUCCAGGACCUUAGUGUUUCUGCUUGUACAUAUGAAAUAUGAAAAGAAAAAA